GAACAGUGAAGGUUUGACGGGAGUGAGGACGGGACGGGAGUGAUUCUACUCACACGCGCCUUCGGUUAGCGACAGACAGACGCACGUGCAGUGGACACUGGAGACUGCACUACACUGCACUGCUCUGCUCUGCUCUACUCUGCACAGCCUCACUCACAUACACUCCUUCACACACUCACCCACUCUCUCUAACACACACACAAUCUCUCCCUCUGACACACACUCACGCACUCACACACAGUUCUCGUUCUUCUCCAUCGCCACGCGUCCCGAUACCACGAGCACAUCAGCCACCGCAGCUCACCGCCGAGACCACAGGCCAGAGACAAGCAGCGCAAGCGCCGCCGAGACUUUCUUGUCGCGAGGCUUGUCUUGUCUUAUCUUGUCCACGCGUGUUGCACGGCGCUAGGAGGAGUUACCAUCAAAAGGACGAGGCGGAGUGAGGCUUUAUUCGCAUCGUGCAUUGGACGCGCACCUGCACUGCGACGGCAAGACAGAAGUACGAUUUGGUGAUCGCGAGGAGUGGGGAGGGGAAUCAAAGUUGGUUGGACGCGAAGACACCAGAAGAGUCGAGACGAGCAAGCGAGGAUACUGCAGGACUGCGCGACUUCAAGGGAGCCACAGGACGAAGUGGGCGCGACCCUAGCUCGAUAUGGCGAUUUGCAACUCCACCCUCCAAGAUGCCCGCAUCGAGGAGACGCCUCUCAGCAUAGGCAUAACCUUCCACCAGCUUGGCCUGCUGAUAUCUGCCAUCUUCGGUCUGAUAUCUGUACUGGUGUCACUAUACCUCAUAUGGCGACACGCGACACAUUACCUGGUACCGGGCGAACAAAAACACAUUAUCCGAAUUCUGUUCAUGGUUCCCGUCUAUUCCAUCGUCAGUUUCUUGAGCUAUGCCUACUAUCGCCAUGCAGUGUAUUUUGACGUGCUGCGGGAUUGCUACGAGGCUUUUGCUAUCAGUUCCUUCUUUGCAUUGCUUUGUCAUUAUUGUGCUCCCACUCUGCACGACCAGAAGGAGUAUUUUCGUCGAGUCGUACCGCAGAACUGGUUUUGGGGCGUGUUUGGUCUGCAAAAGUGUACGGGAGGUGAGGAUAAGGGGAUUUUGAGGAGGCCGAGAAGCGGACUGACGUGGUUCAACGUGAUAUGGGUCGGCAUCUUUCAAUACUGUUUCAUCCGGGUCUUCUUCACCAUUGUCUCUGUCAUCACAGAAUCUUUUGACAAGUACUGCGAAGCAUCCUUAUCGCCCGCAUUCGCCCACAUUUGGGUCCUGGCAUUCGAGGCUCUUUCCGUGACCUUUGCCAUGUUCUUCGUGAUCCAAUUCUACAUCCAACUCAAGACGAACAUCGCCGAACACAAGCCAUUCCUCAAAGUUGUCAGCAUCAAACUGGUCAUCUUCUUCUCCUUUUGGCAAACCAUUGUCAUCAGCCUCCUCUCCUCCGCCAAAGUCGGAGUCUUGAAACCCACGGACAAAAUGGCAUACUCCGACAUACAAAUUGGCAUCCCCAGCGUACUACUCUGCAUUGAAAUGGCAAUCUUCGCCUGCUUGCACAUCUUUGCAUACCCCUGGAAGCCAUAUUCACUUAAACACAAUGCGCGAUUUUCCACCACGCCGACGUACGAUGGCGAGAUUUCACGAUACUCUGGUGGCUUUAUGGGCUGGAAAGCUAUUCUCGAUGCUUUCAAUCCUUGGGACAUUGUUACCGCUAGUGCCCGAGGAUUUAGAUGGCUGUUUGUGGGCUCGAGAAAAAGACACAACGAUCCCAGUUAUUACAUGCCAGCCAACAAGCUUGGCGAAUCUGUUGAAUAUAAUUCUGCAUCGUCCGGGCCUGUUUUCGCUGGUACAGGCGAAGCUGCAACUGAACUCUACCUUCCCGGGAAUAAUCGUCACAACAAUCACGAGAGAUUAUACGGCCAAUCAGGACAAACAAUGACACAUGAAGAGAACGAUAGCACCGGACUCCUCGGAGGUGCUCAAGCACCCGCAAGGACACAUGCUGCUUACCCCUCGGAGCCUACGGGUCUGGAUUUCAAGCCUUCGUCGAUAUGGCAAGAUGAGGAUACGGGCUAUCAUCCUGUAGUGGGCUCCACAUAUCCUCAUCAGAAUCAUCCUCCUCCUUCUCAUGGGGGUGGUAUCUCUACUCAAGAGCAGAGUGUACACCCGGCAUAUCGAGGCCAAAGUCCACAGCCACCUUCAUCACAACAUGACUAUGACCACCAACAGGAAGGUGAGAGGUGGAAUUCGUAUGAUGGCGGAUCGUAUAGAUAAUGCAGAUAGCAAAGAUGAAA
Messenger RNA from Sphaerulina musiva SO2202, 2286 nucleotides. Its product is annotated as DUF300-domain-containing protein. Bases 653 to 2266 code for a protein of 537 amino acids. Gene Ontology annotation, biological process: transport. NCBI's taxonomy places the organism in Eukaryota, Fungi, Ascomycota, Dothideomycetes, Mycosphaerellales, Mycosphaerellaceae. Gene Ontology annotation, molecular function: transporter activity. The transcript has 2 exons. The record is from RefSeq and is a predicted model, not a curated record.